GGCCGAAUUAUAAAAGCAUCAAGACAGAGUGGAACCUGCGGCAUUACCGCAUUGCGCAAUUACUAACCACAUCAUACACAAAGCAUAGCAGGAAUAUCGUCAUACGCUAUGAAAAGUAGAAGUAGCACGCCCACUCAAAUUAAUACCAAGCCUGAAUCAUUGUGUCAGGGCACAAGCACUGUAAAGCAGGCAAAGAAGGACCUUUUAAAGCCAGAUGAGAGUGUAGUGGUCGACGUAGACGAUUCUGGGGAGCAAAUGUCUGCCAGCGAAAUCUCGUGGGUGCAGUCAAUGAUUGGCGCGGCUAAUCCGCAGAACAUGAAAGUAUUCUUCGGCACUUCAAACCAGAAUAUAACAUUCAACGACGGCCAUAUAAGGAUCACAAUAGUGUUUCAGGGGUGUUCAGACUGCGAGUUUACCAUCAACUCGCCAAGUGCGAAGGUAUUCAUGCAAGGCUGCAAGAAUAUUACCGUACACAUGAAUGACCGGAUAGUCACGUCAACUGUAGAGGCCUACAAAUGCGACAAUCUAUCACUGUACUACCACACCCGAGUGGAAACUACACAGAUUGAUGUAUGCAACGAUGUAAAAUGUGCGUUUGACACAGUAGACGGGCUUGGUUUCAUUAUCUGGGCAGGCUGCCAGCGACUUCAGGUCUCCAUCGCAGAUAAACCGGAACUAGACACUCUUACAGGCUUCGAUAUUGCUAAGCCACACUACGAGGACAUCGUAUUCGAACGUACACAGUUUAAGUUGCACUACCUAUGGGAGGCAUUGCGCACUGAGAAGAUCAUCCGAUUGGCCAAUGGUUUCCCAACAACAAAGCGAGAGGCAGAUGCACACAAUAACAGGAGAGACGAGAUCUGUAGGAAGCUGAUAGAUCAAUGUUUUGGUGGACUUACAUCACUGAAGAAGGCUGGAACUACUGUUGUGAAUGCUUGAGAAGUCGUUGAGAUGUACAAGGAAGAAAUAAUAGCCUACCAAGUUGACUGUACGGCAUACCGAAGUGAAUAUAUUCAACAUUCGACACCAAAACGGUAAUCGUAGUGUACUUGCCAACGAUCCCGACGAUUAUUACUGCAACACCAUGUUAAUAAAAGAGAAGUCAUCACAGAUGAAGG
This is a messenger RNA of Sphaeroforma arctica JP610, 1118 nucleotides long. RefSeq lists its product as hypothetical. Bases 109 to 939 code for a protein of 276 amino acids. The transcript has a single exon. Gene Ontology annotation, biological process: cytoskeleton organization. Gene Ontology annotation, molecular function: actin binding. NCBI's taxonomy places the organism in Eukaryota, Ichthyosporea, Ichthyophonida. The record is from RefSeq and is a predicted model, not a curated record.